Molecule: messenger RNA, 2663 nt
Organism: Eurypyga helias (sunbittern)
Lineage: Eukaryota; Metazoa; Chordata; Aves; Eurypygiformes; Eurypygidae
Gene: PAPPA
Product: pregnancy-associated plasma protein A, pappalysin 1
Exons: 16
Source: RefSeq, a predicted model, not a curated record
GGCACCCUGAUGUUGAACAGCCUUGUAAGUCCAGUGUCAGAACAUGGAGUCCCAACUCAGCAGUCAACCAACACACGGUGCCCCCAGCCUGUCCUGAGCCUCAGGGCUGCUACCUGCAGCUGGAGUUCCGUUAUCCCCUGACUCCAGAGUCCCUCACAGUCUGGAUGACAUUUGUGUCCCCUGACUGGGACUCCAGCGGGGCGGUGAAUGACAUCAAGUUGCUCACCAUCAGCGGGAAGAACAUUUCUCUCGGCCCGCAGAAUGUCUUCUGCGACAUCCCGUUGACCAUAAAGCUGGAUGCUGGACAAGUGGGUGAGGAGGUGUACGGGAUCCAGAUCUACACUCUGGAUGAGCACCUGGAAAUCGAUGCUGCCAUGCUGAGCUCUGUCCCUCACAGCACGCUGUGCGCGGGCUGCAAACCCAUCCAGUACAAAGUGGUUCGGGACCCUCCUUUCCAGUCUGGAUCUCCAGUUGUCAUCUCAAACCUCAGCAGGAGAUUUGUCGACACGGAACUGAGCGAUAGGACCACAUACACAUACCAGGUCGUAGUUGUUUCCGGGACGGAGGAGAGCGAACCUUCCCCCACGCUUGUGUAUGUCUCCGGAAGUGGAUACUGUGGAGACGGGAUUAUCCAAAUAGACUUGGGGGAAGAAUGUGAUGAUAUGAACAAGAUCAACGGCGAUGGCUGCUCCCUGUUCUGCCUGCAGGAGUUAUCCUUUAACUGCGUCGAUGAACCCAGCAGGUGCUAUUUCCAUGAUGGUGAUGGAGUAUGCGAGGAAUUUGAGCAGAUGACCAGCAUCAAAGACUGUGGCGUUUACACUCCCAAAGGCUUCCUUGAUCAGUGGGCUUCCAACGUCUCCGUCUCACAUCACAGUGACCAGCAGUGUCCAGGAUGGGUGGUCAUCGGUCAGCCAGCGGCAACCCAGAUGUGUCGAACCAAGGUGAUUGACUUGAACGAUGGCAUCUCUCAGUACGCCUGGUAUCCCUGCACAGCCAACUUCCCAUACUCCCACAUGACACCGACCAUUUUCUGGCUGAAGGCUUAUUUUUCCCAACCUAUGGUAGCUGCGGCAGUCCUGGUUCACUUGGUCACUGACGGGACCUAUUACCUGGAUCAGAAGCAGGAGACCAUCGGUGUGCAGCUGUUUGACACCAAAGAGCAAAGCCAUGAUCUUGGUGUCCACGUCCUGAGCUGCAGGAACAAUCCCCUGAUUAUCCCCGUCAUCCAUGACCUCAGUCACCCUUUUUAUCACACCCAGGCUGUCCUCAUUAGCUUCAGCUCCCAGUUUGUGGCCAUCUCCGGGGUGGCCCUGCGUUCCUUCCACAACUUCGACCCCAUCACCAUCAGCAGCUGCCAGCGAGGACAGACCUACAGCCCGGCGGAGCAGAGCUGUGUCCACUACUCCUGCGAAGCCACGGACUGCCAAAAGCUGGAGAUCGAGAAUGCGCGGCUGAACUGCACCAGUGGCGGGUGGUACAACGGUGCCCAGUGCAACGUGAGCUGCAAGACAGGCUACAUUUUGCAAGUCCAACGAGAUGAUGAUCUCAGCAAGAACCAGAUGGAGUCCAGCAUCACCAUGACUUGCACGGAUGGGAAGUGGAACAAGCAGGUGACCUGCGAGCCUGUGGACUGCGGAGUCCCAGACCAGUACCACGUCUACCCAGCCACCUUCAACUGCAGCGAGGGGACCACCUUUGGCAAGAAGUGCUCCUUCACUUGCCGACCUCCUGCUCUUCUAAAAGGGAACAACAGCAACUUGACCUGCAUGGAGGACGGGCUGUGGUCCUUUCCAGAGGCACUGUGUGAGCUGAUGUGUCGAGCACCCUCCAUCGUCCCCAAUGCAGAUCUCCAGACUACUCGUUGCCGAGAAGAUAAGCACAAAGUGGGCUCGUUUUGCAAGUACAAAUGCAAACCAGGUUACCAUGUCCCUGGGUCCUCCAGAAAAGCAAGAAAGCGAGCUUUUAAGAUCCAGUGCACACAAGACGGGACGUGGUUGCCGGGCGCUUGCGUGCCCGUUACCUGUGACCCUCCGCCUUCCAAGUUUCAUGGGCUCUACCAGUGCUCCAAUGGCUUCCAGUUCAACAGCGAGUGCCGGAUCAAGUGCGAAGAUGAUGACAUGCAGUCGGGCCGUGGAAGCAAUGUGAUUCACUGCCGGAAGGAUGGCACCUGGAGCGGCUCCUUUCAUCUCUGCAGGGAAAUGCAGGGCCAGUGCACGCUGCCCACGCAGCUCAACAGCCACCUGAAGUUGCAGUGCCCCGGCAGCUACGGCAUAGGCGCAGAAUGUACCACCUCAUGUCUGGAUCACAGUCAUGAGCCCAUCCUGCUGCGUGUGAACGAGACUGUGCAAGACAUCCAGCACUGGAUGAACCCUCAGAGAGUGAAGAGUGUUGUCUGCACGGCAGGACUCAAGUGGUACCCUCACCCUUCCCUGAUUCAUUGCGUCAAGGGCUGCGAGCCUUUUAUGGGGGACAACUACUGUGACUCCAUCAACAACCGAGCCUUCUGCAACUAUGAUGGUGGGGACUGCUGUGCCUCAACAGUCAAGACCAAAAAGGUUACUCCCUUCCCUAUGUCCUGUGACCUACAAGGAGAGUGUGCUUGCCGGGACCCCAACGCCCAAGAGCACAACCAGAAAGACCUCCGCAGCUUCAGUCUUGGGUAA